Trematomus bernacchii (emerald rockcod) is the source of this 3689-nucleotide messenger RNA. RefSeq names its product MORC family CW-type zinc finger 3a (gene morc3a). Bases 94 to 3285 code for a protein of 1063 amino acids. Lineage: Eukaryota; Metazoa; Chordata; Actinopteri; Perciformes; Nototheniidae. The record is from RefSeq and is a predicted model, not a curated record. The transcript has 19 exons. Gene Ontology annotation, molecular function: zinc ion binding; ATP hydrolysis activity. Gene Ontology annotation, cellular component: PML body; nucleus.
UCACGAGCUCAAAUUACCCCAUCACAGUUUGUAAUAGUGCGUGCCAAACAAACACCGCCCUACCGGUCCGGUGACAUCCGUGUUUACCAAAAUAUGGCGGCGCAAGGAGACCGCGGUGUCCCGCUCAGUACACUUUGUCCCAAAUAUCUUCAUGCCAAUUCCACCAGCCACACCUGGCCCUUCAGCGCCAUAGCUGAGCUUAUCGACAAUGCCUAUGAUCCAGAUGUCAAUGCCAAACAGUUCUGGAUUGAUAAGAUUGUGGUCAAAAAGCAGGACUGCCUUAGCUUUAUGGAUAAUGGAUAUGGACUGGACAAAGAUAAAAUACAUAAGAUGCUCAGCUUUGGCUACAGUGACAAGACUCCUGUAAAAGGAGUAAAGCCGAUUGGUAUGUACGGCAACGGUUUCAAGUCUGGAUCCAUGCGCCUCGGCAAAGACGCCAUCGUGUUUUCGAAGUCAAAGAGUGUGUCCUGCGUUGGGAUGCUCUCUCAGACCUACCUGGGAAAGAUUGGUGCUGACCAAAUAAUUGUUCCUAUUGUAUGCUUUGAACAGAAAGAAAAAACCCAGUUCAGUGUAAGAGAAGAACACAAGGCCAGUCUUCAGGACAUCCUGUGCUAUUCCCCAUUCAACAAACUUGAAGAAAUUCAGGCUGAGAUCAACGCCAUCAGUUCCAAAACCGGCACACGGAUCAUCAUCUGGAAUCUCCGCAGUACAUCUAGUAAACUAUCAGAAUUUGAUUUUGAGAGGGACCGCUACGAUAUCCGAAUACCAUCUGAACUCGACGAGACAAUGAAGGACGCUGCUCCAAAACCAGGUCCAAGUCAAGCGACCAAGUCAAACACCCCUGAGAGUGUUUCCUCACUGCGGGCAUAUUGCAGUAUUCUCUACUUGGAGCCUCGGAUGCAGAUCAUCGUACGGGGUCAAAAGGUGAAAUCUCAGCUCAUUGCUAAGACACUGGCCUUCGUCAGAAAGGACCACUACAAGCCCACUUUCCUGACCAAACGCAUUCCCAUCACUUUUGGCUAUAACACCAAAAGUAAAGACCAGUAUGGCAUUAUGCUGUAUCACAAGAAUCGGCUCAUCAAAGCCUAUGAACGUGUAGGCUGCCAGCUCAAGGCCAACAACAAAGGUGUUGGGGUCAUUGGGAUCAUAGAGUGUUUCUUUCUGGAACCUACCCACAACAAACAGAGCUUUGAUGAGACAGAUAAGUACAGGAAAACAAUGAACAGCUUGGGGGUCAAACUGGAGGAGUACUGGAAUGAAAUAAACUACAAGAAAAAACAAGAGAAUCCAAACAGCACCAUACCCAUGGAAGAUACCACGAAGCGACCGGAUCAAAACUGGGUGAUGUGUGAUGAGUGUUUGCACUGGCGCAAACUCCCUGAUGGGAUCGACACCGACAAGCUGCCAGAGAAAUGGUCCUGCCAUUUGAACCCGGAUCCGCAGUUCAGGAACUGCCAUGCAGAACAGGAGCCUGUGGACUCAGAUGACGAUCUGCAACCUUCAUACCGCAAGACGUAUAAAGUAAAAGAAAGGGAAGACAUGAGGAUCCAAGAGCAAAAGGAAGAGGAGGCUCUAAAGCACCUGGAAGCGCUGCGUUUGGCUGAUCUCGCCAAGCAGAAAAAGGCCCAAAUACAACUGCCGGUUGUGGCUUCCACACCUACUACCCCAAAGAGUAGGUUUAACAACAUGUUGCCCCAAGGGGGGGCUGCGAGAGCUCUCUCCACUCCACUGAGGUCUUCCCCCCUUUCACAAGUUGCUUGCAGCCCUUCAAGUAGCAGGGAUCUUCCAUAUAUAUCCAGUGUUUACUCACUGGCAAAGCUCACCCAGAGCAGGGGGAAAAGAACCCAGCCUGCUUCUCUACAAAUAACCCCCAAAAGACCGAGACAGAAUGGCUUCCAUCAGGGCGAAUUAGACACAUCAACAUCAGUGAAUGUGAGCCCACUGAGCUCCCCAUCAGUUCUCAUUGAUAACAACAAUGAUGAGAAUACUGAUGAUGACAUAUGCAUCUUGGAGACGGUCAGUACCCCCAAGCCAAAACAUCUGCCUGUCAACUUGACUAAAGUGAAGACCGAGGCGGAGCAAAGUGAUGCUGACGUGGGCAUGCUGAUGGAGUGCAGCGAUGAUGCUGCUUUGGAUAACGGCCCAGAGAUAAAUGCUGCGGGAACGAGCUCCUCAGCGUCUGCAGCUGUGGGAACCAGUACCUCCACAGCACCCCCCACAGGGGUGUCCACCAGCACCACCCAAACAGAUGUACGCAAGAUGAAGAAGGAAGAGGAGGACCAAAUUCCAACUGAAGAGGAGGAGAGAGUGGGGCUGAGUACAUCUAAUAUAACAAAGCCUUCAGGUGUCUGCAGUGUGGAGCAGAGUGUAAGGAAGGAAGCGAGCAGUGGAGAUGCUCAUUGUGAGAAUCAAGGAGAGCUGCCCUUGCAGAAUGGAGUGACACAUCAUGAAGAUGGUGAGGAAGAAGCUGGACCUUCCUGGGCUCAAAGAGACUCUCCACAUCCCCACCCCAGUGUGAUUGAGGCACAGGGACAGCAGGACCAGCUUCUAGAGCUUAUGCAGGAAAUCGCUCAGGAGAGAGACUCCUUUAAAGAGCAGGUGCACAGUCUUACCUGCCGACUGCACGACACACAGAGCAGACCGCAGGAGCUGAUCAGUGUGAAGAAGAAGAGCUCCAACCAGGCCAGCCAGACGGAGGAAUCUGAGGAGAAGGACUACAAAGAUCUGUUUGAGAAGGCCAAACAGAAAGUGGAAGAACUUAUUAAGGAAAAGGUUUCACUGGAAGCCACCAAACACAGUACUGCCAAAUGUGAGGAAAAGGACAUUGACGAGAUUGCUAUGCAAGUUGACUGUCUGAUGCGACAGCUGGAUGAAAGACAAAAGGAGAAUGAUGAACUGCGCUCACAGUUGACCAGUCUGGAUGAGGAAAAGGCCAACCUGGUAUCCCAGUGGGAGGAGUUCAGGUUGAGCCUGCAGCAGGAGAAGGAUAACGCACAAGAGAGCAGUACAACUCCACACAGAGCCUCUGAUUCCACCGUACACACAGAUCCAGAGGAGGCAGGAGAGGCAUCUACCUCUGGCACACACUCAAGCUCACACUCAAGCUCGGAAACAUCCAGAAGUUUGAUUGAGCUGAGGCACAACGUCGGGCGCCUUCUCCUCUCCUACGUGCCAUUGGAACUGGACCAGGUCAAUUACGAGUGCAAUGUCAUUGAUGAGAUCCUAGAACAGGUGCUCUCUAAUGGGGUGUCUGUUGCACCAAGAGACGGAGCAACAAAUGAAUAAACAAAUCAUCAGGACUUUGAAUUAGGUGCCACACUCCACCUGUAAAUCAUUGAUACUGCUUCCUGUGAGUGGGGGAAAUUCCGUUGUAUUUAUUUUAAGGGUUAUAGAUGUAAUUUGUACAGUUUUUUUGAUGAUAGUGAAUUUAACAUUAUACACGGCUAAACAAUUUUUUUCUUUUCUUAUUAAAGCAAUAUAACAAAUGCAAUCACUAUACAAUAAUGAAUGUAAUAAGCCUUUGUUUUUAAGUUUCUGUGUAAAAUCCUGGAAUUUCACAGUUUCCUUCAUAUUUCUAAAAACUUCCUGAUGUUGUUUUAAAUAAUAGCAGGCUGUUUCCUGUUAAGUUUGAAUUGAAGCAUACUCUUUUUUGUAUUCCUGUCAAAUAUAUAUUUUUUAUAUAUGCUGCC